This is a messenger RNA of Ipomoea triloba (trilobed morning glory), 2343 nucleotides long. RefSeq lists its product as uncharacterized. NCBI's taxonomy places the organism in Eukaryota, Viridiplantae, Streptophyta, Magnoliopsida, Solanales, Convolvulaceae. The transcript has a single exon. The record is from RefSeq and is a predicted model, not a curated record. The coding region runs from base 102 to 2129 and encodes 675 amino acids.
AACCUCUGCUAAAGAGUUCCCGUCAUGGCUCCGUUUUAUCGGUUUGUCACAACAAAAACCAUUUUUCUGAGACACUGAACCGAUCGGCGCAGGUUUCAGAAAUGCUCCCGACCGUCGUCUUCCUCCUCCUACUCCGCCUCCUCGCCACCGCCACAGUCACCAUCUCCGCCCCUAUUUUGGGAUUGGACUCCUUUCUUGCUCAGCAAUCCAGAGUUGACCCUCAAGCCACCAAUGACUCCUUCCUUUCCCUACCUUCCUAUCUGAAGAAAACUCUCUCCCAAGCCUCCACUCAACAGCCGGCCACCAUCGCCGCCCUCCUUUCCCUCCAAGUCUCCGUCCCAAUCACCGUCAAGCUGGUGGGGACCACCUUCACCUCUUCCUCUCCCGCCACUCUCUCCUCCUUCAUCUCUUCCGCCGUCUCCUUCGAUCACUACCAAGUAAUCUCUCCUUUCACCACUCAGCCCUCUCACCAUCUCUCUAUCUCCCAUUCUCUCCACCCAGAAGUCUCUCUCGCCCCUUCUUCGCUCGCCGCGCAUCUCUCCGAAACCCUAAAAUCCCAAAUCGCCUCCUCCUCCUCUUCCAGUUUCCGAUCCCAACUCGCCUCGGUUCCGUACUCCAUUACCGACCAGAUUAUUAAACAAGACUUCGAGAAGGAGAAGCCGAUUAGCGGAAUUUACAUUUAUAUCCUCAAUUUGGGCGCCCAAUCCAAACCCUACGCUUAUAGCUACACCCAUGGCGAUUCUUCUCCGGCUUUUACCAAGUGCUUAGGCAGCAUUUGGACCGGGAAAGACCGGUAUAUCUGGAUCGAUUUAGGCGCCGGUCCGGUCGAGUACGGACCGGCUCUCUCCGGUGAUGGACUUAUGCCGAGAGGAGAGUUUCAUCCAUUGGCUUCCCUUCACGGCCGCCCUAAGUCCCAAAGGGCAAUGCUUUCCGAUUUAGCCUCAUUGGUUUGGAGUGCUUAUCAGGUUCUUCUUGUUCCCUCCUUGAGAAUUCCUAUCCCUUUUGAGAAUUCAUUGAUAGUUGAGUUUAUACACAUAAAUGGUUCCCCGGAUAGUAAAGAUAGCUUUGGAUUGGAUUGGAAAUCAAUAGAGAGGACUUUUAUGGAUGAAGCAAGUGAUAGUGGAUUAUUGUUGGGUGAUCAAUCUUUAAGCUUUAAGAAAUAUGAGGUGAAAUUAGCGGAGUGCUCGAUAUGUUCUUUUGCCAUUUCUAGGGCAACUACUUCGUACACUUCUAGGUAUUUAUUCGAUAACUACACUCUGAUUGUUAGUGAGUACCUGGACUCGAAGCGCUUGCACCAGACUUUGUCGGAAUCUGCUGAGGAGUUUAGGAGGGUGGCGAAGCUUCCCCAAGAAGACUUUGGGAGGGUUCUUCCCGUGUAUGUUUUUGAUCUGGAUAUCAGCAUGAUUUUGUUGCUCGAUCGGUAUCAUCAGACGGUGGCUUUUAAAGAUAUGGUUAUUGCGGUGAGGACGAAGAGUAGCCAGGCCGUGAGCGAUUAUAGUUGUAAUGGACGCCAUGUUUUUACCCAGACUCGUGAACUGGAGAGACCCCUUGUUGGUUCCAUUUUGCAGAGUAUGUGGGGAGUGUCCCCGACGCAUUUGCUGUGGAGCCCUAAGCACAAUACUACUCUUGUGGACUAUACGUGGAGUGUUGGGCAGACGCCGUUUGGGCCCUUUUCGGAAAUUUCAUCGCUGUCCUUUGUACAGAAGGAUGCUGCUAGAAGGAAUGUUCUUUUGACGUCAUUGAACUAUAGUCUCAUGAGUGCUAUUGACGUCAUUGAAUCCAUUGCUUCACAUGGCGGGGAGAGGAAAGUCCUUAAGCAUAAUCAGCUUCCCGAGUUCAUCCAACGGUGGAAUUUGUUCAAGUACAAGCUGGAUAAAACAGUUUCUGCUUUGUCACAUUUUGAUUUUGAGAUGGCAUUAUAUUACCUAAGGUCGUCAGAUCAUGAUAUAUAUGCCAUUCACUCUCUUCUUUAUCAUGCUUCCCAAGAUUUGGAGGCAUCGCUCGUCUGCUUUAAGGACCCUCCGUUUCCAUGGAUGUCGGUUUCUAUGUCUCUUGGGGUUUUAAUUGGUUUUCUCUAUAUUAUUGCAAAGAGGGACAAGUUAUUUCGGAACAAGAGAAAACAGUUUUAGAGCAUCAGGUUUGGUAAUAUGACGGCUGUUUUGAAAUCUUGACUUCAGUGGUCAGAAAGAGGUACCUCAGUUUUCACUAGCGUUUUUCUUUUAUGUAUAUGUAUGUGCUUACUAUUCCUUAUGAAUGUAAGUUUCAUGCCUUUCUGGCCUUCCCAUUUGGGUUGCCUUGUAAACAAUCUUGAAGCAAAAUAUUAAAUGGCCUUUCUUACUCAAA